Messenger RNA from Amoebophrya sp. A120, 8941 nucleotides. The record is from the annotation of a GenBank genome assembly. NCBI's taxonomy places the organism in Eukaryota, Dinophyceae, Syndiniales, Amoebophryaceae.
AUGGUAGGGGUUCUCUUCGACAAGUUCGACGCGAUUGCGGUCUGUGUCACCCAGAUUCCCACUUUGACUCUAGUGGCUCACGGGAAGAAGACGGGCUGUCUAGUCGACAUCGGGGAAACGACCACCUCCGCCUGUUGUAUUUACGAGGGCUAUUUGAUGCCCCACACGGUGGACCGAAAUAACUACGGGGGGAAGGACAUCACGGAGUUGCUACUGAAAUUCCUCAAAGAGGAGCGCAACAUCGAGUUUUUCGGCGAGGAGUGGCGGCAAUUACAGAACGCGGAGGAGAUCCUGCACAAAAUGGGUUUUGUCCUGACCAACGGGAUGACGGAAUUGAAGUUGUGUCAGCCGAAAAAUUACGAGUGCAAGCUGACUGGGCGGGUGUACAGCAUCAAGACGGAGCGAUGCAGAUGUUUGGAAGCGUUGUUCAAGCCGCAGAUGUUUGAGCAGCUUCGCGGGAUCAAUCUCGGCGGGAAAACACUUCUGACAAAGGAAGAGCAAGCGUAUUUACAAACCUUAAACAGCUUCCAACCUUCGGGUAGCGACGAGGAGGUCGGCGGGGCUUUGAAAACGACAGCGUCGCUAUCCAAGAAGAAAACUGUGUUAGUGUAACUUUCUUUUGCUGACAGCAUCACAAAUCUGCUCUACAUGACAGAGAAAACCUGUCAUGCGUAGCUUGUAAGGGAAAACACACAGGAAAAGAGAACUUCAUGGGUGUCUGGCAUGACAGGUGUAACUCUGUUGCGUGAGUUCUGCUGAGAAUGACAAAAGGAGCCGCAAAUUUCAAUUUGUCCAAAACCAAAAUGCUAUGCGCAGUUGUCUCGACGGGCGGAUAGGGGGCGUCGGCCCCCUUGAAUUGCGCAGAGCAAAAAAAAAUAGUAUCUCAAUACGUAAUAAACUGAAAAGUAGCAGAUGCAAGUCCGAAUCCGAAGAUCCUGCUGCAUGUAUUCGAAUUAACAAAGUAGAACAAAGUACGUGAGCAACAAUUUCCAUCAAAGCCGUCGAAUUAUAUAUACAAAGAGAAGACAAGAAGAAUCAAUAAGAAAGAACAGAACUGCUCGUGACGAAAAAAACUGCAAACGGCAUGCAAUUCCAACUUUAAAAAGUACUUCUAAAUUCUUUUCAUUUUAUUUUUACUAUUCAUUUUUCUUCGUUUCCAUGAACAGUUACAGUGAGUAGCACUUCCAAAAAAUCGUUUGCGCAAUAUCUUUUCACAAAAAAAAAUCAAUCACAAUUUGCUCGUUUCAUCGAAAAAGAGACCAAAGUUCAUUCGCACUACCGUGAAAGCAUUUUGUCUUCCUUUUUUUUUGCAGGAGCUAUCGUGCACUUGUUUAUCAACAUCAAAGAGCUGGCGCUUCAUCCGCUUCACGACCUUCUAUUCAGAGCAAGUGCCCGGCAUUCCGUAUUUCUAUUUUUUAGCACGUAAUUUUUGUUUUUCCAACAUGUUUGUGAUCUUCGACCCCCCGAUUUUUUUUUUAGGCUGAGAUGUUGCUUUUUGAAGUAUUGUCACCGAAGUUGCACAAGCAAGUAGAAGCUAGUAGUUGACUUUCUCUGAGCAGCAGCCGUGCCAUGAUUCUGAAAUUUUCGCUCGCUGCCUAGCUGCAUUUCUACUGACUGUCUGCUACUUUAUCUUCCCGUUGUACCCCAUCGGGAUAGUGUCUGUAGUCGUAGUUCAGGAAAAAUUCUAUGUCUAUGCGCAUGUGAUGUUUCCUGCAUCAAGAGAAAAAGUCAAACUAACUUCUGGUGCGACCACUACAGGCACAAAAAUUUUAAGAAAGUACUCAUCUCGAUCUCGUGUCAAAGUUUCGUAUAUCAGAAAGAGGUAGCUCCUAGUUGUAAAAGUACUCCGGAUACUAGCGGUCACUGUUUGCAGCAGCGGAGAUGAUCCAGCCCCUUGUAAGAGCAGACCAGAAAUUUAUACACGUCGUAGAGUAGUUCUUGGGUGCAAUACAAUUCUUCAAUCCGAUUCUAUUGUCCUGGUGGAGCUCCUGCCACGGAAUGUUGAUAUGCUGUACUGCGUAUGGUACCUCCGAUCAAUAUCCAUGAUGUCGUACUUAGCGCCAUCAGAUUCAGAGCACCAUUAGCUUCUGCAGUAGGGAGUUGCAGCGCACAGUUGUGAAAAAGGAAAAGCUAUUACGUGGUUUCGAGGGACCCCCUUGUCUUCACCUUUUGGCCGCUCAACAUGAAUGGCGCCCAUCAUGAGUACUUAAUACAACUUCGCUACUACGAAAAACAAAUCUUAGAGGCACGUGUACAUAGAAGGUGCAAAAUUUGCUGCAGCAGUAUUACCCCCGUUUCACCGAGAAGAAAGCUAGAAGUAGAAAAUCUUCCACAUGAAGAAUGCCUGCGAUGAAGAAGAUACCUUAUCAAGUAAGCGACAAGAGACUCUUACAACAAAGUUGGUCAAACAAGAACGCCCUAGAAGUGCCAAAGUUACUCCGGAGCAGCUUUGCCAUCGCCAAUUUAAAGUAGUACUGUAUUUCUUGUUGAAAAAGUGUAUUGUCGCUAACUUGAUGAGCUGAGAACUGGAGUUUGCUUUUUCCACUUGCAUGUAGACCGUGGUCUUUGUCGCUCCUGAAUGAAUUACUUACGCAGAUGUUGAAUUUGUGCAAGUGCAAAGUGUUGCGAAUAGUUCCUCGAUUUGGAUUUGUAGUGGUGACCCGCUAUCUAGGAUGAGAUGAACACGAGGAAUUCUUUGUACCACGCCGAGCAAGGACAGCAACUAGGCUUGCAGCAGCAAAGAAGAGUGAUAGGAACACGAAUAGCAGGUGUCAGCAAACAGAAACCCAAAGAACAUCAGGCGGCUUUUCUUGAUUGAUACUUUUAGUUUUCAUCUCACAUUAGAAUCAGAAAACCCUCCUCCUUUCGUGUGAGGACCAGGGGACAGACGCGACGAAGGGACCGUGAUGAAGCUCCUCUAGAGCUGUGUUCGUGGUCUUUCGCGUUUCUGCGAUGGGUGUCCUGUCGCUUGUUUUGAUGUUCGAUGAAAAUGAACAAGUAGCGCCGGGGCGGGCUUGAUACUAACUUCCGGACUGAUUUUUUGGUUUUUCUGGUCGUUAUUUGGUGUCGUUUCGUACGCUCUUGUUGCGUCUCUUUGUUUCAGACUGCCCUCGUCUUUAGCUCGUCUCUCCGCUACCGUCCAAUUAUCAUUCGUGCCUCGUCCGGUCCGGUGGACAAGAAUGGAAAAAUAUCGCCGCUUCAUUAUCGUGCAAAAUGCUCUUUCGUCCAGAAAAAAGAUACAGAGAUUAGUAUCCUAGUUGCAUUCAGCACCUGGACUGGUCUUAGAGUCGCAUAGCAAUUGAUCGGUGCACGCGAUUUUCAUCUACAACAGUUUUCCGUUGCUAAUAUGUUUCAAGAUUAUUAUCGCUUCCUUAUCACUAUCACAGGACCUCCACUGCAAGGAACUCUUGAAUGAUAGAUAAUGCGCGAAUUCGUAGAUGAAGCCUCCCAUUCCCCAAGGAACAAAGCUUCGUUUUAUUUCUACGUGCAUGAUUUCGAUAUCUAUGUUGUUUUCAGCUUCAACAAAAAACAUCCGUCGAGCAAAAUUGUCGCACCGGUGCGCCACUCACUCUAGUAAGUUGCAGGCUCUUUUCCUAUACCUAACUAAAAGUUGGCACUGCUCAGCACGAAAGCAUGAUGAAAUCGAAUGACCACGUGAGUCGUUUUCAUUUUGCGCUUACUAGUCGCCAUCGUGUCUGCUGGUGAUUCACCAAGUAACCCUGAAUCGAACACGGGGGACAUUGAAAUUCACAAUCGCCAAUGGCCGACGAAGCAGCAGAGCAACCAGCGGAUGACGAAGGUCCUGCACCCCCCGUCCUCGCGGGCCCGCCGAAGGCGGCUCCGAAGCGCAGCAAGCCGACCCGGCCCCCUUCCCUCGCCCAGGGCGGCGCGGCGGCGGCCCUGGCCGGGGCGAAUAAGCUGAAACAGAAAUCCGCGAGGCCGGCCCGACCCCAGGCCCAGCGGGUAUACCAGGGGAACGACGAUUCCGUUUGUGUAGUUCUCGUGCAAACCGCGAGUCAUAUGUACGCGGGAUUAUCGGCGGACGUCGAUCGCAACGUGGAGGAGCAUCCAAGGGUUAUUGUGCCCAAUGUCUUCGGGUAUUCCUUGAACUUCGAUGAAGCAAGCGGGAAACAACGGGAGGAAAUGUUCUUUCACGAGGCGUUAUGAAUUGCAAAAGUAUCGUAUUCGUACUAGACUACUACGCCGGCGUCCAGGACGCCGGCGAUAGGUCGUCUAGUAAAUCUAAAUGUAAACGCCCAGAAAAAAACUGGGCGAGCGUAGGGGUGCAGGCUAGUCGAAAGAGUCCUACCAUUCGGAAUCUGCUACCUAGCGCAAACGCGGCCACUAUUAGAAACCCGGCGGGCGGUUUUAGCCCGCGCUUGCUAGCAACGCCCUUCCCUAGUAGCGGCCCACAUUAGCGGGCGCGCUCGCUUUCGUUCCCUGCGCUCAGCUUCUAGCUCGCCCCCACCCGGCCGCGGGCCUUGGCCUGAUGGAUUUCCCUGUUGUGGGUUGCCUCAAUUCUAGACGGAACCACCCGCAGCGCCUCCUCUGCCGUUUCGCCGGCCCCUUUAUUCUAAAGAAUGAAGCUCGCCCGGUGAGGCCGCUACCAAAAAAACUCCUAGAACGGUCCCUCCUACUACUCAGCCCCUAUGGCGCGCCCUCUAAUCUGUAGGAUGGAAAAGAAAUCGGAGCCAAAAAGAGCGCUACUACUGUGCUAUUUUCCACCCGCGGGGAGGGCGCACAUACAGCAUUUUUGGCCCCCACAAUACCAGCCGUUUUCUUCAGCGCGCCCUCACAGCAGCUUUCUCGGUGGGGCUCCAUCGGAUCCUAGAGAAAACUCCUGGAAGCGCGCCCCCAGCAAGCCAUUUCCUACGAGCGACCCUAUUGCAAUCCUCCAGAUGUCCGAAAUACGAGCCCGAUCAAAAAGCACCCACCCAAAUUCCCCAGACAUAUCCCCAGAUAUGGCCCCAGAUAUAGCCCCAGAUAUCUCCCCAGACAUCGAUAUGCCCCCAGAUAUACCCCCAGAUAUGCCCCCAGAUAUGCCCCCAGAUAUACCCCCAGAUAUACCCCCAGAUAUAACUUCAGAUAUACCCCCAGUGGAUGCCGAUGGCAUUAGCUCUACCUAGGCUUACCGGGGGGCCGGGCGCUGCCUUCCCAGUCUCGUUUUGCCGGGAGGGUGCUAUCGCCCCCCUGCGCCCCCAAACGGGGCCGGGGCUUUGGGGUAGCCAGAAUAGGCCUGCUAAAAACUGGCCCGGCUUUUUUCUUUCGAUUUCUUCAAGCCAUGGGGCGAGGCCCGCGCGCCACUCCGCUGGGUUUUGUUUAUUUUGUGCCGCAGGACUUUUGGCCCCCGCCUUGCCAGUCGUUUUCUUUAGUGCGUUCCCUUAGAGGCUUCCCCUAGGAGCUCACUUAAGGGAGGCGCCUAGACGGCUUCUCUCCUAGAAUUCAUUUUCUAAGGGGCCCCUAUAGUUUAUAGGGGCGCAAAAUCCGAGUAAAAAUUCUAUAGUUCUAUUUUAUAAAUGCAUCACAAAUUUCCUCAGCAUGAGAAAUAUUUGUAAUGCUAUUUUACCUUAAGCAAGAGAUUUGUAAUGCAUGACUGCAAUACGAGUGCGAUACUUUUGCACUGGAUAGGCGUACGAGCAGCGGAACAGUCUGCAGUAUGCAUUGCAAAUAUCGAUCUGGGCCUGGAAGGAUGCAAGAACUUGUGAUGCUGCGUUUGUAUUCGAAAAAAAUUUGUCUUGCAAUUCUUGCAUGAUCAUCCGGAAGACGAGUCCGGUUUUUGCUAUGCGGAGAGGGCAUUUAUUCUCAUGCGGGAGAGGCAUCAAGAAGGCCGCAAGUAAUGAUCUGUGAUGCUAGAGCGUACAUCACAGAUGUCAUGGAUGAUGCAAAAUGUGCAUGACAAACUUGGGUUCUACUUCCAGACCCCGACAUAUUUGCAGUUGAUAUGCAGCUGAUCUUCCCAAUCCGCCAUGGCAUCGUCCAAGAUUGGGAAGUGUUGGAAAAAGUGUGGCAGCGGCUGUUUUUGAACCCGAAACUGGAAUUAGACGUGGUGAAAAGACCAAAAAUGGUGUACCGGGAACACAGAGCAGUGUACAAAAGCUUCGACGAAACUGAGCCAGGACCAGCUGUAUCAGAUCCGAAUGGGGCAACUACAAACACCGGUGCGGGCCCUCCAACCGCGACUGGCAAAAAGAAGAAAAAUAAAGGCUCAAAAGACACGGCGUCAAGUGUUGGGGAUAAUAAGAGCGAGAUUGGAGGUGAUAAAGACAAAGACCCAGGAAUAAAUCCAGCUGAGGAAGAAGAGGAAGAGCUUUUUGACCACCCUCUCCUUAACCGUUUCCCAAUUCUCAUAACCGAAGCCCCCUGGACGAGCAAGCUAGAUCGGGAAAGAAUGGUAGGGGUUCUCUUCGACAAGUUCGACGCCAUUGCGGUUUGUGUCACCCAGAUCCCCACUUUGACUUUAGUGGCCCACGGGAAGAAGACGGGCUGCUUAGUCGACAUUGGGGAAACGACCACCUCCGCCUGCUGUAUUUACGAGGGCUAUUUGAUGCCCCACACGGUGGACCGGAACAACUACGGCGGGAAGGACAUCACGGAGUUGUUGCUGAAAUUCCUCUAUCCUGUGCAAAAGUAUCGUACUCGUUUAAAUGCAAGGCUUGCAUUACAAAUCUUGUUUCCAAGUCAAAUCUGCAUUACAAAUCUUAUUUCUCAUGCUGAGGAAAUUUGUAAUGCAUUUAUACGAGUGCGAUACUUUUGCAAUGCAUAUCCUCAAAGAGGAGCGCGACAUCGAGUUUUUCGGCGAGGAGUGGCGGCAAUUACAGAACGCGGAGGAGAUUCUGCACAAAAUGGGUUUUGUCCUGACCAACGGGAUGACGGAAUUGAAGUUGUGUCAGCCGAAAAAUUACGAGUGCAAGCUGACCGGGCGGGUGUACAGUAUCAAGACGGAGCGAUGCAGAUGUCUGGAAGCGUUGUUCAAGCCGCAGAUGUUUGAGCAGCUUCGCGGGAUCAACCUCGGUGGGAAAACACUUCUGACAAAGGAAGAGCAAGCGUAUUUACAAACCUUAAACAGCUUCCAACCUUCGGGCAGCGAAGAGGAGGUCGGCGGCGCUUUGAAAACGACAGCGUCGCUCCAGGAGUUAACCUGUCACGCCAUCAACUGCAGCAAUCACCCGAUCCGCCCGGAGUUGUUCAUGAACAUAGUUCUCGCGGGCGGCGUGAGCAGGGUAACGAACUUAGCGCAGCGGUUACGACAGGAGCUGCGGGACAUGCCGUUUUUGAAAGCGAUGAUGAAUAGCUGUUUAGGCGACGAAGACGAUUACUUAGCGUUGCAACAUAGGAAACGAAAAACCACGAAGAACGAUGCGCUGACAAGCUCGAUGGAGUCGAUGGACGAGUUAACGAAAAUGUUGGAGUUAGAGGAGGAAGAGCAGAGGCAAUUCCGCCGGACAGGGAGGAUAAAGCUCUCGAACCCCUUGGAGUAUCUGAAGUUCGACAUUAUCGUCCAUGAUCCGUUAGAUUUAAGGGAUUUGAUUCCGGCAAAACGAGCAGACCACAUGAACCACGGCGACGAAAUUUCGAAGAGCGCCGCAGAUGCGGUCAGGGGAACAGGAGCAGCUGCGAAGAAGCCGACGUUUCGCAUUCCCGGGUUGAUGACAGAGAAGGAGAGGAAGGAAAAGGAAGUGAAGAACUAUGACCUGCUCAAAGGUGACAAUCAUAAGCGUUACAAUAGAAUCUGGAUCUUGUAUUGCGUGAUGAGCAUGACAGACCACUCGGACAGUAUUCCACUUUCUGCAAUGCAAAUUUUGCCAGAUUGUAGUGCGGUUUGGGACUCCGGAACUUGUCAUGCGCAGUCUGUCCAUGAGAGUUGGCUAGAGAAUGGAUUCCUUGCAUCACAGAUUUCCAUACUCUAUGGUAACGUUUGAGAUUGUAACACCUGAGAAGGUUAUAAGAAUCGUAACUCCGAUGGUCGUGGCGCGACAACCACCGCGAUUCCGCAAUUUGAGCCGAUGAUUAAGCCGAACGAGGUUUAUCUUGGGGCUGCAAAUCUGGCGUCUAUGGACAUGUAUGCAAUGCAAAAGCAUCGUACUAGUAGUAAUUGCAUUACAAUAUUCCUCAGCAUGAGAGAUAGAAUUUGUAAUGCGGAUUUGCCUUGAGAUAAAGAUUUGUAAUGCAUAAAAGCAAUUAGUACGAGUGCGAUACUUUUGCACAGGAUAACAUGUUUGAGCUGUUGCACUUCAAACGGGAAGAAUACGAAAGCGGGCUAACGGGGGUGGGCGGGAUUACGGGAGUGCAUAAGAAGGUGGUAUAGUACGAAGAUGUCCUGUCUGUCAGAAGCAAGUUGUGCUUCGGUCUGCAGCGGAGUCGCAGCUGUGUGGUUGGGUUAUGACGGUUAUUCUGUUUCGACAAUCGACAUCGACGUCCAUUAUCUUUGACUUUUAUUUCGGUUUGAUACCGAGCUGCAAUCAACAAGUUUAUUCGCGUGCGCGCAAUAUAAGUAGCAAUUUCCAUGUACCUUUCCUCAGGAACGCCGUCAGGUGGACGCUUUCCCGCGUUGAAAUAUUUUUGCUUUCUUGUUCACACUGUUUUCCACGACAGCAGAUCUUGAAGAAGAUGUCGGUGAUGAAGUUGAUCUGCAUUGUCCAGUGUCGGUCUCGUGCUAAAGAGGCCAAUGACUUACUACGCCGAUGACUUAAAAAUACGUGUCCUUCAGUAGAAAAUUCGGUCGCGAUCAUGAAUUUUUGCCGAUACUAAGUGGUUUGGCACAACUCAGAUUUGGCUCCGACACCAGCACUAGCUCGCUGUGGUGGAGGCGCAGAACUCAAAGAUCGGUUUCCGUCGGCGAUCGAGCACUUGCACUAGUUCUACUCAACUCGGUAGUGGUCACAGCUGAAUGAUCUACACACUUCUACUUUUCCUGAAUCGGUCGUGCUCAUUUAUUCGGAAC